This is a messenger RNA of Triplophysa rosa, 846 nucleotides long. Its product is annotated as endonuclease domain-containing 1 protein-like. The record is from RefSeq and is a predicted model, not a curated record. The transcript is spliced from 3 exons. Lineage: Eukaryota; Metazoa; Chordata; Actinopteri; Cypriniformes; Nemacheilidae. Bases 1 to 846 code for a protein of 281 amino acids. Gene Ontology annotation, molecular function: metal ion binding; nucleic acid binding; hydrolase activity.
AUGCAGAUUUCGUUCAUCUUGUGUGUCCUCAUUGGCACAUUCUUGCACCCAGCACAGGGUGAGGUGGUGGAGAAUUUCUGGGAUUCACCGGACUGCCUGAAGUUCUUCUACAAGAAUACAGUUCCAGAGUUGGGAUCUACACAGGCAGAUGUUGUGCUUUUAUGUCAGCGCUUUUUGAACACGUAUCACUUUGCCACGCUGUACAACACAUACUACCACAUUGCUGUCUAUUCUGCGUACAUCUUUGAGCCGAGCAAUGGAGGAGGAAGAGAUAAGAACUGGUAUCUUGAACCACAGUUGAUCAACGACACAUGGUCGGGUGAAAUGACAGAUGGGUAUAAGCUAUGGAGGGAGAAUCCUGGCGUCUACCUGGGAGAGAGGCAGGCUCUGGAUGAGGACUACACGAACUCAGGUUUUGACCGUGGACACCUGAACCCUAAUGGACAUCAUGCAGUUCCAGGUCGUAAUUCCACCUUUACGCUGACCAACGUGGUGCCCCAAAACCCCAAGCUGAACCAGAAUGCUUGGCGUCUACACGAGUCAAAAAUGACCAACAUGUUUAAAGCAGACUGUCAUCAGGCCUAUGUGCUGGUUGGUGCCAUCCCUUCUUUAAACAACUGGAUCAUAAAGAACAAUGUCAAGAGGGUGAACAUCCCAGAGUACAUCUGGAACGCCUACUGCUGCGUAGAUCAAAAUGGCCGCCCCGUCUAUAGCGGGGCCGCUACUGCAGUCAACACCGAGCUGAAUGUUGUUGUGGAACAUACUUUAGAUGAGAUGGUCGAUUUUCUUCAGCAAUACUCAGAUACACCAGUGGGGGAGCUGUUCAGUGGCCAAUGCAAGGCCUGA